This is a messenger RNA of Aspergillus fijiensis CBS 313.89, 1988 nucleotides long. Its product is annotated as URC4/urg3 family protein. NCBI's taxonomy places the organism in Eukaryota, Fungi, Ascomycota, Eurotiomycetes, Eurotiales, Aspergillaceae. Bases 400 to 1905 code for a protein of 501 amino acids. The transcript has 4 exons. The record is from RefSeq and is a predicted model, not a curated record.
CAAAAUCUAGACAGCUAGCCAGAUCCCAAAAGUAAACUCAUAUGUAAAAACUAAGGGCCCUGUCCUUUUUUCCUUUCCGUCACUCCAGUCUCUCUCUUUCUCUUUCCCCCUCACUCUCACUCUCGCCCGCCAGGAGCAACCACUGCAGAUCUCUUCGUUCUGUUUACGACCUUUUUUCUCUUCUGGGUGCCCAAUUUUGCGUUCGGCACUUCUGCUGCUGACACCAGACGUUCAGUCUAGCCUUGGAACUUUAUCGUUCUUUCUCCUCGGUUCUUACCAUCCUCGACUUCUUCAACGGAAAACAAACUAUUUUUCCUUUUCUCUGAGCGCUUUGUUUCAUCCAUCUAUCUCGCCCACCCGCUCACCCACUCUAACCAACCAACACACUCUCCGCCCACCAUGGGUCUUUUCAAGCGCAAAGACUCUAAGAACUCGAUCCAGAGUGAGAAGGAUGAGCAGGAAUCCUUUGCCUCCGCCAACAGUGCCCGUACCUCGAGUGCAUCGUUGAGAUCCCCCGGGUAUAAGGGAAGCGGGUUGCCUGCCUCCAUACCAGAGAUGCCGAUUGCCAAACCGCCCGAUCCAGCCCUGGAUCCCGCAGCUUAUUUGCGGAGCAUCCACGCCGUCCGCGAACGAUGCUCAUACGUUCUCAACAAGGCGAAGAGAAACAGACUCAACCACUUUGAUGUUGAUAUGAGCAAAUUCAUUGCCACUGCCUCGUACAUUGUAUCUAUCAUCAAGAGAGACUAUGCUCCCGACUACGACGCGAUUCCUCCUCAUGGACGCUGGCAGCACUUUGACGUGGGUGGCCGACCCCGCGUCAACCAACUGCUUCAGUCCUGGCCUAGUACUAUUGACGCGCAAGAACGGACCCGUCGGCUGAUCGAUCUGUUUGUCGUCUCCGUUCUUCUUGAUGCGGGCGCAGGGAACGGAUGGUCCUACAAAUCCAAGGAGUCGGGCAAGAUCUACUCUCGCAGCGAAGGCUUGGCAGUAGCUACGUUGGAAAUGUUCAAGAGUGGCUUGUUCAGCAGCGACCCCACCGAACCCUGUCAGGUGGACGGCGCUGGGCUGAAGAAGAUUACCGUGGAGGUGCUUGCUAAGGGAAUGCAACACUCGGAGCAGAACCCGCUUGCAGGCAUUCAAGGUCGCGCUGGACUGUUGAUCCGACUUUCUGAAGCUUUGAACAACCAGGACUUCUUCGGCGUCGAUGCGCGACCCGGAAACUUGCUAGAUUACCUUCUUUCCCACCCGUCUACACUCGCCUCGUCCGUUCCGAUCGUUCCUAUCACCACCCUCUGGAGUGUGCUCAUGGACGGACUCACCCCGAUCUGGCCUCCCUCGAGAACGCAGAUCGACGGCCUGUCUAUCGGAGACGCAUGGCCCUGCUCUGAUCUACCUAAAUCGCCACCCGCACAGCCCUGGGAGAACAUCGUCCCGUUCCACAAAUUGACGCAAUGGCUCUGCUACUCCAUCAUGGUUCCCAUGUCGAAAUUGAUGAAGAUCCACUUUGCGGGCAGUGAACUGCUGACGGGUCUUCCCGAAUAUCGCAACGGCGGCCUCCUGAUUGAUAUGGGACUGUUGAGUCUGAAGGAGAAAGACCUGGAGCGCGGGCUCACGGCAUACAGAGAGAAUGCUCAGAUUAAAGGACAGCCAAAUGUCGAGGUUGUGCCCCUUUUCUCGACGGAUGAUGAUGUGGUGGUGGAGUGGCGUGCCGUCACUGUUGGCUUCCUAGACGAGCUGUUGUCAGAAGUCAACGGGCAGCUUGGGCUGGUAGGAGAAGACCAGUUGACACUUGCACAGAUGCUAGAGGCAGGCUCAUGGAAGGGUGGCCGCGAGAUUGCCGAAGUAUCCAGGCCCAAUACGAAGGAGCCUCCCAUCAUGAUACGCUCGGACGGCACUGUUUUCUAAUGAUCGCAUACCUCGUUGAUUUCCUGGAUACCUGACUCCGCCAGCUAGCGUUUGCUGAUUACCUUACGGCUGGUGGAAGUGCU